Molecule: messenger RNA, 2859 nt
Organism: Zychaea mexicana
Lineage: Eukaryota; Fungi; Mucoromycota; Mucoromycetes; Mucorales; Lichtheimiaceae
Exons: 7
Coding region: 1-2859 (952 amino acids)
Biological process (GO): regulation of GTPase activity; signal transduction
Cellular component (GO): cytoplasm
Source: RefSeq, a predicted model, not a curated record
AUGUUUUCCACAUUGUCCCUUGUCGAUGACGAUGGGGCGUAUGGACCCCUCUGCAGCGGAUGUAACAAUGAUAUCGAUGAGGGAUCAGUUAUCGCUUUCGGUGAUGCUCUUUUCCAUCUAGAUUGCUUUACGUGCGCCAAAUGCCGUCGUUCUGCCGACUGCGAGUCCAACCUGUUAUUGUUGAGCGACGGUCGACCGGUAUGCGAAAGCUGCUCAUACAACUGCUAUGUUUGUAAACAAGUGAUCCGCGAUGAGGCUAUCAUGACAGGUGACGAGGCAUAUCACGCAAGCUGUUUUCGGUGUGUAUCAUGCAAACGCAGAAUUGAAGAUCUCGUCUUCACUCAAACAACAAAGGGCAUCUAUUGUACGCCGUGUCACGAGAAGCGCAAGCUGAAACGGCAAAAGCGCAAAGAAGAAAAAGAGCGUCGAAAACAGCUGCAAUACAAUCUCAGUUACGCGACCAAGUCAUUGCCAUCCAUACCUUCUGGCUUUCAGUCGCCAGCCAAUGCCACGCCUUCCUCCUCAUCAUCUACCACCACCACCAUCACCACAAACCCUGACGCCAAUCUUCCGCUUCCAACACCGCGGCCUGGCGCCUUGAAGGAGCGGCCAUACAUGGCCAACCGUCAUGCAAGCCGCUUAUUCGAUGCAGAUGUGGUUUCAAAUUACAUGGUGAACACUAACCAAAAGAACCCGCCAACACCAGCACGCUCAAGGAGCAGCUCCAUGGACAACGUCUCCCACCGCCAGCAACAGCAACAGCAACAGCAGCAGCAACGCACCGUCCAUCCCACACCUUCACGUUCAGCCGGCUUGACAUCACCACCCAACAGUGGCAAACGACUGUCUGUCAUACCAGACGGUGAGCCCGCCGUUCCUUCAUCGUCCUCAACCAAAACGCUCGACAUGGCUUUGCCAGACAUCCCGACAUUGAACUUUUCGUACUUUGACAACGACUCGGCCGAGCUGCUCAACCUGACAAAGGAUCUGGGUGUGUUUGCCGAGAAUACCAGCGCUGUCAUUGGCAAUGAAAAGCUGCAGCAAGAAGCAGCUCAAGCUGUGUCGUCGAUCCAAGACAACAGCAGUAAUCGAAUUGCUCAGGCAUCGCGUAUCUUGUCAUUGUCCUUGGCGGACGAGUUUCCUGAACCGCCAGCAACAUUCAAUCAGAUGGCCCCCACAUCGCCAAUAACAACAGCCGGGUUCGACGAGUUGCCGGAUAAUGUUGCGCAACUCAAAUCCCAGCUUCAAUCGUCCAAACGUAAACUGGCGGACACAGAGGCUAAUUUUCAAAAAAUUAAGGGAGCCAGCAAACGAGCAUUGGACGAGUUCCAGAGCGCCAAAGAAGAAUUCGUCAAAGAAAAUACCAUUCGACAACAGCACGAAAAGACGAUCCAACAGUUACGGCAACAGAUCACCUUGAUGCUUCAAGCCCAGCAAAACGACCCCGAAAGUUUUGUCAUCAAAGCUAAACGCGAUAUUGAGCGACUCGCUCACUUGCGUGUCGAACUAGAACGGACAUGUCAAGAACUCAAGGGAUACCGUAAUGUAUUAGCAACAUCAAUUAGCAACGACGAACAGCAAGCUGGACUUGCCGGUUUGAUAAAUACCGAACUUGAUUCUCUGAAAUCGGAACGCGACACACUACGAAGCGAAACCAAAGAACUGGCCAAGUUACGAGACGAUGUGAUCAACGAAAUGAUCAUGCUCAACACCAAGAACGCCGAGCUGAGCGGUAUGAACAAUGAUCUGUCACGGCGUGUCACGGAGCGCGAGCGAGAAGCAGCUGCGGUCAUGGCCGGCACCAGUUUCAUUCGACGUGGGUCUGAAGAAGUGUCUAAUGCGAUUGUAUCUACGACGGCCAAGGUUAUUGCCAGGGACAGUUUCCAUGGUACCCAGGCACCCAAGGUGUUUAAGAUCAAGCCCAAGAACUUUUUCAAAAAGUCCAACAGUGCCGAUCAACAAAUGAUGUCAUGGUCAUCGAGCAGUGGCAGUAACGGUAGCGCUACCACCACCACCACUACUACUACUACCACCAGCAGUAGCAGCAGUAGCACAUUGUCACUCAAGUCCCGUCAUGCAUUCCACCCAGCCUCGUUCCUGAGACCUACACGGUGCGACGUGUGUAACGAUAAGGUGUGGGGCCGCUCGGAUCUGCGAUGCCAGGGUUGUGGGUUCAUUACACACGCUAAAUGUUUGAGCAACGCCCCACAGUUAUGUGUGGAGCAACAACACAAUCAGGGCCGAAGCAACAGUCUAGACGAUCUAGCAUCCAGUCUGUUUGGCAUUGACUUGUCAGAGCAAGUCUUCAAAGAAGACCGACCGGUUCCGCGUGUUGUAGAGCAAUGCAUUGAAGCAGUCGAAGCGCGAGGCAUGGACUAUGAAGGCAUCUAUCGCAAAUCAGGCGGUGCAGCACAGAUGCGUACGAUCCAGCGUGCGUUCGAGCAGGAUCUACCGUUGGAUCUGGACGACGACGAGGAGUUCAACGACAUUUGUGCGGUAACGAGCGUUCUGAAGCACUACUUCCGGAAGCUCCCAAAUCCUCUUUUUACGUUUGAGCUAUACUCGAAAUGGAUCGAAGUGGGUACCUUGGAACCCGGGCCAGCCAAACAUGAUGCAGUGGUUGCGGUGCUUGAGCAGCUGCCCAAGGCUAAUUAUGAUACCCUAAAGAUGCUGGCGCAUCACCUUCAUCGAAUUCGCGAACAAAGCAGUGAGAAUCUUAUGACAACAAAGAACCUGGCAGUGGUAUUUGCACCAACAUUGAUGCGAGACCAUGACGCUACACGGGAUCUGCUCGACAUGAGCUAUAAGAAUGCGACUCUCGAGUACCUCAUCAACCAGGCCAUGGAACUAUUCCCUUGA